Molecule: messenger RNA, 1860 nt
Organism: Symbiodinium sp. CCMP2456
Lineage: Eukaryota; Dinophyceae; Suessiales; Symbiodiniaceae
Source: the annotation of a GenBank genome assembly
AUGGCAUGGCAUGGGACUGCACUGCACGGCCACUGCAUUGCAACACCUUGCCGUACGCUGCCGGACCCACCAGCCGGCUCUGCGCCACCCGAUGUUGCGCAGCCUGCGGAGCUUGCCCACACACACUCCGGCCAGACCCCGACGCGCUCCCGGGCCGGCGGCAGAGCGCCUGAUGUUGCUGCACACACUACGUCCCAGCACCACCCACGCCCCCUGCAGCAGCUUGGUGCAACCAAGGGCCGCACGCACAGCUGGCUUUUCGUGCCUUUGCUGCAUGCUGCCGUUGGCCGCCUCCACCCUGCUGCACUCACCGCCUGGGAAACCCACGGCUUGUAUGCGCCCCUCUGGCAGCGUGGCCUCACCACCCUUCGCGACGCAGCACCCGUCGAACCAGCGGCGUUGGUGCAUGCACUGCAUACCUUGCAACAACUUGCUACCGAGGAGGGGAGAGCGCUCCCAGUGCCUGAGGCGCAGGUCUUGUUGACCCUCGCCGCUGAAGCUAACACCCUCCCCGCCAACACCCUGGUGCACUUGCUCUGGGCGUGGCAGCUGGUGACAAUGCCUGACGGGUACAUACCGGCCACCGUCCAGGAGGCGCUAUUGCAUGUCUUUAUGGGGGAGCGGGCGGCAUCGGCGCUGUUGCGUGACGUUGCUGCACUUCCUCGCAACGGCCCGGCCCCCGUUGCCGAUGCCCCCCCUCCCCAAGCGCAUGUUGGCAGCCAGACAGCUUUGCACGGCCACCCCUGUGCCGCACAUGCCGAGCCGCAAGCCGGACCUCCCCACGAAUCUCCCAGCUCGAGCACCUCGGACUGUAGCUCGACCAGCUCCAGCACCCCGGGCGCAGCUGACCCUCCGCCCAUGCCUGAUGCACCGUCCCACGGACAUGACUCCGGCGCUGACGCCCGGUUGCGCUACCGGGAUAUCCUUGCGCAGCCUUGUCGCCUGUUCCGGGUCCCCCCGCAUGGUGUGUUGCGAAGCUCCCUUCAUUUGGCUUUGGAUUUGAUUCGGUCCUCCGCCCGUGCUCCAGCUGGACCUGAUUUGGUCCGGGCCUGGAAACUCUGGUUCCUCCUUCCUCGAAUGCCGUUGCACAGUGGUGCCCGAGACCCAAAACCUGUUCUUCUUGCCAGGUACCAAGCGUUCUCCCGGGGUGACUGGGCGUCGCUGCUUCAGGAAGCCCUUUCCCAACCCUCGCCUCAGGGGGCCAGUGGCCGCCGCCCGGCAGCCUCGGACGAUGCGCGGGCACGACGAGCAGUGCACCUCGCACACCUUGGGGAGUUGUCCGCCGCCCGGCAAGCGUUGACAGCCGAUCCGCUUGCACCGUCCACCGAUGCCACCUUCGAGCAGCUCUCUGACCCAAGCCGUCGCCCACCUGAACCGUACGGCCCACUCGCCCCGGAUUUGCUUGCGGGGCAGCCGCCGUCACCCGUUGCACUUGACAGCAGAGCAUUGCUCACCAACUUACGCCGGGCCCGGAGAGGGGCUGCUCCUGGGCCUUCUGGGCUCACUGCCGAAAUUGCACGUGUGGUCUUGGAUGAUGCGGUGUCCUCGCAGGCGUUCGCUGAUGUCGCGACCCUGUUCGCGCAAGCGCACAUCCCUGCUGCCAUCUUGCCCGCGUUUGGACUUGGUCGGGUUGUUGCCCUUUCGAAGCCGAGCGGGGGUACCCGUGGGUUGGUCGUUGGCGACUUCUUCCGGCGCAUUGUGGCGCGCACCCUCGCUCAGCAGUUUGCUGGCGCCGUCGAGGAGGCUUGUCCACACCAGUAUGCCCUUGGCAAUCGUGCUGGCUUGGAUGCAUUGGUUCAUGCUGUGCAGGCUAGGAAGUCCGGUCCCUCCCUGCUGCCGCUGCGCUGCUCCCGUUUGCUA